This is a messenger RNA of Schistosoma spindalis, 530 nucleotides long. The record is from the annotation of a GenBank genome assembly. Lineage: Eukaryota; Metazoa; Platyhelminthes; Trematoda; Strigeidida; Schistosomatidae.
GUUCUUUAGUAAUAUAACUGUGACGUAGUUUGAAUGAGUGUAAAAAGAUAUAAAGAAACCAUCAUUAUAUUUACGGCCUACAAGCAGCUGAAGGUCAUAAUUCAUCUUAACAGACAGUUACAAACUAAGCUACACACUGAAAAUCGACAAAAUACCAUUUCAAUUCCAUUGAAUAACACACCGAAGAUCUCUCUGAGUCAAAAAGCUGUCUUGGUUAUUCGGAAACAUUCAUAUAUGAGUAGUAUAUAUGGAUUUCCACCUGUAGCUUUUCUAGGGUCACUGCCGGUUCUGAUCCCGGUAAAAGAUGAGGGUUGGGCACAGGUUCAGCAACCUUGACCAAUAGAAAAUAGACCUUGCUAAAAAAACUCUAACCUGGAGAAACAAUUUCAAAGAAAAACACUAAUAUAUGUUGUUCUACAAUAAAUCAUGAUUAGUUAAAAUUGAGUUUACACUCAAGGUGUUAAGAUAACAACAGUAAAUCACAAAGCAGUCAAACAUAAAAAUGACAGGUACAAGAUAGCUGUCUAAAC